Debaryomyces fabryi is the source of this 1047-nucleotide messenger RNA. RefSeq lists its product as uncharacterized. Gene Ontology annotation, molecular function: protein heterodimerization activity. The transcript has a single exon. NCBI's taxonomy places the organism in Eukaryota, Fungi, Ascomycota, Pichiomycetes, Serinales, Debaryomycetaceae. The record is from RefSeq and is a predicted model, not a curated record. Bases 1 to 1047 code for a protein of 348 amino acids.
AUGGAUGAAUCCUUUCACUUUGCAUUGCUAAGAAUAUCUAUAGCUCAAAUAUUGAAAUCUUCAGGAUUUGACAAAUGCAAACCGUCGAUUUUGAAUAUUUUGACGGAUAUCUACAUACAAUAUUUCAAAUUAUUAUUAUCUAGAACAUUGAAAUUUUCCAAUCAAAGAGUUAACUGCAAUGAUAUUGGGAUCCAAGAUGUAACACAAGCAAUGCUAGACAUUGGAUUUAUAAAGCCAUCCAGUUUUGAAAACUACCUAGACGCAUACGAUAUACCUAAGCAUCAUAAUCACAGAGACAAAGAUUCGAAUGUACAUAAGGAAUACAACACCAAGUCAAUCGACUCAUUUAUUAAUUGGUUAAAAUAUAGUGAUUCAUUUACAACUAGUCAAAAGCUAUCAGAGAUUCCUAGAGAAUAUAUUAAAAACUUAAUUGAUAAACGGAAGAUUGAUGACUCUGCAGAGACUGAUCAGGAUAAGAAGAGGCGGAAAUUACGUGAAAAGCAAGAAUUUUAUAAUCAUUUCAAAACUACAGUAUCUAGUGAUUUACCAAACGAGGAAAAUGAAGAAGAGAUUUCGAAGCAAGACCAAUUAUCGUGGUUGGAUUAUUUAGCAGAAAAGGACCUAAAGCUUGGACAUGACUUGAAGUUCUUGGGCACGAGCUUAGAACCUCAGCUCAUUUCAUUACAGAAUAACGAGAGAUUACAUCCAAUACCGAAGUCUAAAAGGCAGCAAAUUCUACAACAUAUUAACAACGUCAACAAACAUGAUCACAUACUUCUCAAUCUCGAACAAGAAGACGAAGAAAACACCAUAACGCCUCCUGUGGAGUUGUUAAAAGUAUUACCAUAUAACCUCAAGUAUGAUAAAAACUUACUCGAAGAUGACUUAGAGCUGUACUUUGCCUACUUCCAAAAGCAUAACCAACAAAGUGAAAACGCUGAAACCCACGAUCAUGAUAGUGAUCUUGAAAACGAACAUGACACCAACCACAACGGUCUCCUUGUUAACGAUGACGGAAUAGGAGGUGAUAAUAAAUUGAUGUUAUAG